UCGCAUUCUCUCCCACGCACGCGACCUUCUCUCGUUCCACGCGCCAACGCAGCCGCCGUCUCCUCUGCUCCUUUCUCUCUACAUCGCCAGAUCUAGGACGCCACCGGGAGGAGAUCAGAGAGGCCACGGCCGCGGCAGAAGCACCAUUCUCGACCAGAUCCGCACUCAGCGCAGCUACCGCCCUUUUCUCUUGUUUACAUACGCAGCGAUUUCUGUGUUUCCUUUCCAACGAAGGCAGCUCCGCAUCGGGCCGCACACGCACAUCUUCGUCUCCACCUCUCCCCCCACAUGCCACCGCCUCCUCUCUCUCAACGUCGCCAGCUGCAGCCGCCUCUUCUUCCUCUCUCUCUCUCUGCUUGUCUCCCCCCUCGCUGAACAAGGCUCACACGAGCGGCGGUGGCAGCAGACCUGUGAGAAACAUGGAAAGGCAGGAGGUGGAAGUCCUCGCGGGAGUCAUCGUCCAUGAAGAACUGGAUCGGAAGCAGUUCACGGCAUGUACGUCCCCGACCAGCCGCCGGAGUCCCUCUGUCUGCUGUGUGCGAUAGCUUUACUCGCUAUCUGUUCUAUUUGCAAGAGGAGGCAAGGGUCGGGAAGCGGUGGCACCGGCGACUGGCAAACCUCAUCGGCUACUGCUGCGACGGGGUCGAGCGCCUGUUCGUCGCUGAGUUCAUGCCCAACGACACCCUCGCCAAGCACCUCUUCCACUAUCCCACUAUGUCACCGGCCUGCUCUCCCUCCCCUGCACCAGGCUCUCCGACCGGCUCCUUCGCACCGCCUUCCACUUCAAAGUUCAAACAACUCAAAGACAAGAAAUUCAAGCGUUCUGUGCCUCUUUGAGGUAUUUUUGGCUGUAACAAAUUUCUGAAGAGGGAUGACACAUUCAGAAUUUCAGAUAGACUUGUGUCUUUUUGGUUGUAAUGGCAUAUGCUCGCUACUCCCUUCGUUUUUAUUUA
Messenger RNA from Triticum dicoccoides, 953 nucleotides. RefSeq names its product probable serine/threonine-protein kinase PBL18. The transcript has 2 exons. NCBI's taxonomy places the organism in Eukaryota, Viridiplantae, Streptophyta, Magnoliopsida, Poales, Poaceae. The coding region runs from base 463 to 837 and encodes 124 amino acids. Gene Ontology annotation, molecular function: protein kinase activity. Gene Ontology annotation, biological process: brassinosteroid mediated signaling pathway. The record is from RefSeq and is a predicted model, not a curated record.